Molecule: messenger RNA, 4393 nt
Organism: Gopherus evgoodei (Goodes thornscrub tortoise)
Lineage: Eukaryota; Metazoa; Chordata; Testudines; Testudinidae
Gene: CSDE1
Product: cold shock domain containing E1
Exons: 21
Coding region: 660-3191 (843 amino acids)
Molecular function (GO): nucleic acid binding
Source: RefSeq, a predicted model, not a curated record
GCUUCUCGCACAGGCGCACAUUGCCCCCUGCCCCGGGAGAGGGGGGGGAUGCGCGCAUGCGCACUGUCCCCAGCGGAGAGGGGCUUUUAUGAGCUUGCGCAUUCCCCUCAUUCCGUGAGUCGGGUUCCUCGCGCGCACGCGCGUCCUGUCUCCGUUGCCAGCCCCUCCCCACGGGUCUCUCGCGAGAGGCUGGGAUUUAUUCCUACGUGCUGUGCCGUGCUGCUCAUGGCGGCGCUGGAGCGGGGGCGCUGAGCUGUUGGGUAUGAAGUGUAACAGAACAGAAUUUACCACCUGAAACUGCUGCUUCAAGUUCAGAUCAGGAAAGGAAAACGCCACAUUGUAACAACAAAACAAGACCAAAGAAGAGUAAACCUAUACUGAAGACACAACACUUGAUCUGAAACAAGAAGUUUGUGCCUACUCAACAGCUUCAAAAGAGCACGUCCCAACGCUGCUAGUAGUCUUUGUUUUCUCCAGUGCUGCACUGAAACUCCCCAGUGCAGCAGCAGUUAUAUUCUUUAUUAGCUUCAUAGAUCAUUUUCCUCUCGCUGUCUUUUUUUUAAUAGCAGUCUUCAUACUUUGAAACGUGUGCUGAAACAGAAGAAUCAGCAAAUACUACUGAAAGUGCAAUAUUUGAAUAUCACUGCGAGCUGUAUGAGAUGGAGAACCAUUAUACUGUGUCAUCAGAUCCUCUCCCCCCUCCUGCAGCUUCCCCUCCUUCUCUUCUUUUACCUUUCUCUUCAUCUUCUACCUCAUCUGGGUCUAAAAAGCAGAAGAGGACCCCCCUGUAUCAGAGAUCUAUGAGCUUUGAUCCAAACCUUCUUCACAACAAUGGACACAACGGGUACCCUAAUGGUACUUCGGCAGCACUGCGUGAAACUGGGGUUAUUGAAAAACUGCUGACCUCGUAUGGAUUCAUUCAGUGUUCAGAACGGCAAGCUAGACUGUUCUUCCACUGUUCACAGUAUAAUGGCAACCUGCAGGAGCUUAAAGUAGGAGACGAUGUUGAAUUUGAAGUAUCUUCUGACCGCCGAACUGGAAAACCUAUUGCUGUUAAAUUGGUGAAGAUAAAACCAGAAAUUUUACCUGAAGAGCGAAUAAAUGGACAAGUUGUGUGCGCUGUUCCUCACAAUUUAGAGAGUAAAUCUCCAGCUGCCCCGGGUCAGAGUCCAACAGGGAGUGUAUGCUACGAACGUAAUGGGGAAGUGUUUUACCUGACUUACACCCCUGAGGAUGUUGAUGGAAAUGUACAGCUGGAAACUGGAGAUAAAAUAAAUUUUGUAAUUGAUACAAAUAAACAUACUGGUGCUGUAAGUGCUCGCAACAUUAUGCUAUUGAAAAAGAAACAAGCCCGCUGUCAAGGAGUAGUUUGUGCCAUGAAGGAGGCCUUUGGAUUUAUUGAAAGGGGCGAUGUCGUAAAGGAGAUAUUCUUCCACUAUAGUGAAUUUAAAGGUGACUUAGAAGCCUUACAGCCUGGUGAUGAUGUGGAGUUUACAAUCAAAGACAGAAAUGGUAAAGAAGUUGCAACAGAUGUAAGACUACUGCCUCAAGGAACUGUUAUUUUUGAAGAUAUCAGCAUUGAACAUUUUGAUGGGACUGUAACCAAAGUAAUCCCAAAAGUACCCAACAAAAAUCAGAAUGACCCAUUGCCUGGACGCAUCAAAGUUGACUUUGUGAUUCCUAAGGAACUUCCUUUUGGAGACAAAGAUACAAAAUCCAAGGUGACACUACUGGAAGGUGACCAUGUUAGAUUCAACAUUUCUACAGAUCGACGUGACAAAUUGGAACGAGCCACCAAUAUUGAAGUUCUUCACAAUACUUUCCAGUUUACUACUGAAGCUAGAGAAAUGGGUGUGAUUGCAGCAAUGAGAGAUGGCUUUGGUUUCAUUAAAUGUGUUGACCGGGAUGCCCGCAUGUUUUUUCACUUCAGUGAAAUUCUGGAUGGAAACCAGCUCCACAUUUCAGAUGAAGUAGAGUUUACUGUAGUUCCUGAUAUGCUGUCUGCCCAAAGAAAUCAUGCUAUAAGGAUUAAGAAGCUUCCUAAGGGCACAGUUUCAUUCCACACCCAGUCAGAUCACCGCUUUGUGGGCACUAUAGAAAAAGAAGCCACUCCUGCCAAAGCCACUAGCCCAAAUAAAAGCAAAGAGAAGGAACCUGAAGAGGGAAUAAUCGCGUAUGAUGAUUGUGGAGAGAAACUGACUGUUCCUUAUCAAGCGAAGGAUGUGGAAGGAUCUACUAACCCUCAGAUAGGAGAUAAGGUUGAAUUCAGUGUUUGUGAAGUGAAGAGAACAGGUUCGCAGACAGCAGUUUCUGUCAGAAUGCUUGGUCGCAACUACAGCUCCAAGAGGCUUGUGGGAUAUGUGGCAACCCUGAAAGAUAACUUUGGAUUUAUCGAAACAGCCAAUCAUGAUAAGGAGAUCUUCUUCCAUUACAGUGAAUUCUCUGGUGAUGUUGACAGCCUGGAACUUGGGGACAUGGUGGAAUACAGCUUGUCAAAAGGCAAAGGAAAUAAAGUCAGUGCGGAAAAGGUGAACAAAAUACAUGCAGUGAAUGGUGCCACUGAGGAAGCGGAUCCAACUGUCUACACGGGUAAAGUAAUUCGUCCCCUGCGGAGUGUAGAUCCCACGCAGACUGAAUACCAGGGAAUGAUUGAGGUCAUGGAGGAUGGGGAGAUGAAAGGAGAGGUCUAUCCAUUUGGAAUUGUGGGGAUGGCAAACAAGGGCGAUUGCCUGCAAAAGGGGGAGACAGUCAAGUUCCAGCUCUGUGUCCUUGGUCAGAAUGAACAGACGAUGGCUUGUAACAUUACACCUUUCCGCAGAGCCACUGUGGAAUGUGUGAAAGAUCAGUUUGGAUUCAUUAACUAUGAAGUGGGUGACAGCAAAAAGCUCUUUUUUCAUGUGAAAGAAGUUCAGGAUGGUGUAGAACUUCAGGCUGGAGAUGAAGUAGAGUUCUCAGUGAUCCUGAAUCAGCGCACAGGGAAAUGCAGUGCCUGUAAUGUAUGGCGUGUCUGUGAAGGCGCAAAGGCUGUUGCUGCUCCGCGGCCAGAUAGACUUGUUAAUCGUUUAAAGAGCAUUACUUUAGAUGAUGCCAGUGCUCCUCGCCUAACAGUUCUUCGUCAACCAAGGGGACCGGAUAACUCAAAGGGAUUUGGUGCAGAGAGAAAGAUUCGUCAAGCUGGUGUUAUUGACUAAGUGAUCCAUAAAGCACAUAACUAAGUAUGAUCAAGCAGUGGGAGCUGGUGAAGGGUACUGAAUAUCCCCCUAUUCAUCCCUUCCAAAUUCUAAGAAGCUGUUACACCAGUUUUAACACCUUCCUCAUGUUAUGUUUAAAAAAUUUAUGAAACCAUUUUAAAAUUAUGCACAGUUGCAUCCUGAAGACUUAAGGUGGCGCCUUAUAGUAUCACAUUUUAGACGCUUUUUGAAUGGUGCAUUUAACGCAACUGGUAACUGCAAAUCUACAUUGCCUAUGUAAGUGAACAUUAUAAACAGUUCUACUCUGGUAGACCUUAUGAAAUUCUGCACUAAAAAAGAUAUAUAUAUAUAUACUCUACCUUCAUUAUUUUUGCCAAGGUGUUAGUAUGCCUUAGCUCUCAGUUGCAUUAUUUUCCCCUCCAUGUGAGAGGCUCAUUUCCUGUUGUUCAGAUCUAAUUCUGAGGACCAUAUGAGGGUGGACUAUAUGAACUUUUUUUAUAUAAAUCUGUAUGAGCAUUCAGAUAACUUUAUUAAGUUGAUGGCCAAAUGUUACAAUGUUUUCAUAUCUCAUUUAAACUUGAGUCCAUGUAAGAAAGUUCUGUUAGAUCUCAGUGAAAGUACCUUCCAGAGUAGAUCUGUUUUUGUAACUUUCUGCAAAUAGUAUGUGCAGUGCAGAAUUUCAGAAGGAUGAGGUGUGCCAUUGGUGUGAUUUAAAUAUAUAAAACAAUGCACAAAUUUUGCUGCUGCUUAGAACACUGCAGCUUCUAAUCCCAGUUUCUUUUACUGAUUUAAAUUUAAAAAUUGUGCCUGAAGUGAAUACAUUUUUUCUUUUUGCAGCCAGCACCCAGUGUACUGUAAAAGAAUAAAUACUUAGGCUUUCCAUAGCUGUAUUGAGAUUUUCAUCAAGGUGAAAUAGUUAAUGUCUGUGUGCUUUUUUUUUCCCCCAGUCACACUUUAUCAAGCAAGAAAACGGAAUGAUUGGUCUAAGUAUUACUUUAACCAAAAAGAUCAGGAGUUAUUUUCUUUGAAUAGAGGGCAGUACUGUGUUUUUUUUUCCCCCUCCAUAUUACCUCUAUUCUCAAUUUAGGGUUUUUCUUCUCUGGGAGAUGCAUUAUCUUUUUGUGAAACAAACAUUGCUUUCUCCAAUUUUCUGUUAAUGGCAAAGAUUGGAAAUAGAAUAAAGUUUUACUGAUUUUGAAAGA